Molecule: messenger RNA, 3299 nt
Organism: Solanum verrucosum
Lineage: Eukaryota; Viridiplantae; Streptophyta; Magnoliopsida; Solanales; Solanaceae
Product: extensin-2-like
Exons: 8
Coding region: 84-2861 (925 amino acids)
Biological process (GO): plant-type cell wall organization
Molecular function (GO): structural constituent of cell wall
Source: RefSeq, a predicted model, not a curated record
UUUCUGGCUCUUCCAAAGAGUCUUCUUGUACAUUUAUCUAUAGCCACAUUUGAGGAGCUGGUGGUGCAAUUUCCCUGCUAGCAAUGAGGCUUCUCGCUGGCGGCCCCGGCCGGGGUCGUCAUUAUUUGCCACAUAUCUUAGUGGCAUUGGUGGCCAUUUUGGCUGUUGUUGAUAUUGUUUCUGCUGACCCUUACAUAUAUGCCUCUCCACCUCCACCUUAUGAGUACAAGUCCCCACCACCUCCUUCUCCCUCUCCACCACCACCAUACGUGUACAAGUCCCCACCACCUCCAUCACCCUCUCCUCCACCACCAUACGUGUACAAGUCCCCGCCACCUCCUUCACCAUCUCCACCACCACCAUACUACUACAAGUCCCCACCACCUCCUUCACCGUCUCCACCACCACCAUACUACUACAAGUCUCCACCACCUCCAUCACCAUCUCCUCCACCACCUUACUACUAUAAAUCACCUCCUCCACCCUCACCAUCGCCUCCUCCACCAUAUUACUACAAGUCCCCACCACCUCCAUCACCUUCACCACCACCACCUUACUACUACAAGUCUCCACCACCUCCAUCACCUUCGCCACCACCACCUUACUACUACAAGUCCCCACCACCUCCAUCACCUUCGCCACCACCACCUUACUACUACAAGUCCCCUCCACCACCUGAUCCCUCACCACCACCACCUUACUACUAUAAGUCUCCACCUCCACCUUCACCAUCACCACCUCCACCUUAUUACUACAAGUCUCCUCCACCACCUUCACCUUCACCACCUCCACCUUAUUACUACAAGUCUCCUCCACCACCUUCACCAUCACCUCCACCACCAUACUACUAUUCUUCCCCACCACCACCCAAGAAAUCACCUCCUCCACCAUACUACUACUCCUCUCCUCCACCACCCAAGAAGUCACCUCCACCUCCAUACUACUACAGCUCUCCACCACCACCAGUUAAGUCUCCACCACCCCCAUACUACUACUCUUCCCCUCCACCACCAGUUAAGUCAUCUCCUCCACCAUACUACUACACUUCCCCUCCACCACCUACUUCUUACUAUCCUCCUCAUCAUCCCUUGAUCGUUAAGGUUGUCGGAAAAGUCUAUUGCUACAGAUGCUAUGACUGGAAAUACCCAAAGAAAUCCCAUGACAAGAAGCACCUCAAAGGUGCUGUUGUUGAGGUGACAUGCAAGGUUGGUGACAAGGAAAUCAAGAGCUAUGGUACCACUAAGAUUAAUGGAAAAUAUAGCAUCACUGUUGAAGGAUUUGAUUAUGCCAAAUAUGGAGCAGAUGCAUGCAAGGCUAAACUCCACAAAGCACCAAAGGAUUCAAAAUGUAACAUCCCCACAUAUCUUCAUUGGGGCAUCAAGGGUGCUAACCUCAAAGUGAAGUCAAAGAAUCAUUAUGAAGUUGUGCUCUCUGCUAAACCAUUUGCUUAUGCUCCAAAAACUCCAUAUGAAGAAUGCAUGAAGCCUAAGCCAACCCCAACUCCUUACUACUACAAAUCUCCUCCACCUCCAUCACCUAAAUAUGUGUACAAGUCACCACCACCUCCAUCACCAAAGUACGUGUACAAGUCACCACCACCUCCAUCACCAAAGUACGUGUACAAGUCACCACCUCCUCCAUCACCUAAAUACGUGUACAAGUCACCACCACCUCCAUCACCAAAGUACGUGUACAAGUCACCACCUCCUCCAUCACCUAAAUACGUCUACAAGUCCCCACCACCUCCAUCACCGAAGUACGUAUACAAGUCACCACCUCCUCCAUCACCUAAGUACGUGUACAAGUCCCCACCACCACCAUCACCUAAAUACGUCUACAAGUCCCCACCACCACCACCAUACUAUUACAAGUCUCCUCCACCACCAUCUCCAUCACCACCACCUCCAUACUACUACAAAUCUCCUCCACCACCAUCACCAUCACCUCCACCUCCCUACUAUUACAAGUCUCCACCACCACCAUCACCAUCUCCUCCUCCACCAUACUAUUACAAGUCUCCUCCACCACCAUCUCCAUCACCCCCACCUCCCUACUAUUACAAGUCUCCUCCUCCACCAUCACCAUCUCCUCCUCCACCAUACUACUACAAGUCUCCACCACCACCAGACCCAUCUCCUCCACCACCAUACUAUUACAAGUCUCCUCCACCACCAUCCCCAUCACCACCACCUCCAUACUACUACAAAUCUCCUCCACCACCAUCACCAUCACCUCCACCUCCCUACUACUACAAGUCUCCUCCACCACCAUCACCAUCUCCUCCACCUCCCUACUACUACAAGUCUCCUCCACCACCAUCGCCAUCUCCUCCUCCACCAUACUACUACAAGUCGCCACCACCACCAUCCCCAUCUCCUCCUCCACCAUACUACUACAAAUCACCACCCCCACCAUCUCCAUCUCCUCCUCCACCAUACUACUACAAGUCUCCACCACCACCAGACCCAUCUCCCCCACCACCAUACUACUACAAGUCUCCUCCACCACCAUCGCCAUCACCCCCACCUCCAUACUACUACAAAUCACCACCACCACCAUCCCCAUCACCUCCACCUCCCUACUACUACAAGUCUCCUCCACCACCAUCGCCAUCUCCUCCUCCACCAUACUACUACAAGUCCCCACCACCACCAUCACCGUCUCCUCCUCCACCAUACUACUACAAGUCCCCACCACCACCAUCACCAUCACCACCACCUCCCUACUACUACCACUCUCCACCUCCACCUGUGAAGUCUCCUCCUCCUCCAUACUACUACAGCUCACCUCCCCCACCGGUAAAAUCACCUCCCCCUCCAGUAUACAUCUAUGGUUCUCCACCACCACCAGUCCACUACUAAGCAGUUCGAAAAGCUUGGCCAUUUUCCACAACCACUCAAAUUUCAGUUUCAGUCACAAAAUAAGUGAUGGGUUCUUGAGGAGAAGAUUAAGAGUUCCAUGGUCAAAUGCAAUUAAUAAGAAGUUCAACUUUGCAAUUGAGAGGUUGAUUCCUAGUGACUUGGACCACUUUACUUCUACUUCUCUGGUUUCCUUAUUACACAUUGUUCUCUGUGUGUCUUCACGUACGUGGAAAGUGGCUUCGACAGCUUAAUUAGUUGGAAAUAGUAAUUAUACAUCUAGUGUACAAUUUCAUAUGUUGCUUCUUUAUAGUAAUUUAUUAUUAUUAUUAUGUAUAGGCUUUGCAAUUUGAUUCGUUUGCUCUUAAUUAUUGUUGGCUGUCUCCUAGUGCCUACUUGUGCUUUUGUGCACCAAAUCAAUAAAGAGAUGAUUUUUGUUCA